AUGGUUCUCGCAGCUCCUUUCAAUGUUCGUAUAAUUCGGUCUACCGCUGGCCCCCUAUAUGUGCCCGUAACUUCCCAAACUACGAUACUUGAGAUCAAGAGAAAGGUAUUCGAAGACGGUGCAAUUCCUCCCAAUAACCAAAGGUUGGUGUGGGAGGGAAAAAACCUGGGCGAUGAUGACGCAACGCUCGAAAGCUAUGGCAUCACCACUGAAGUAGAUAUAUACGUCGAAUUUAUCUAG
Messenger RNA from Rhizoctonia solani, 240 nucleotides. Its product is annotated as ubiquitin family protein. The transcript has 2 exons. Bases 1 to 240 code for a protein of 79 amino acids. Gene Ontology annotation, molecular function: protein binding. NCBI's taxonomy places the organism in Eukaryota, Fungi, Basidiomycota, Agaricomycetes, Cantharellales, Ceratobasidiaceae. The record is from RefSeq and is a predicted model, not a curated record.